Linum trigynum is the source of this 1524-nucleotide messenger RNA. The record is from the annotation of a GenBank genome assembly. NCBI's taxonomy places the organism in Eukaryota, Viridiplantae, Streptophyta, Magnoliopsida, Malpighiales, Linaceae.
AUGGCAAAACACAGCAGCAACGGAAGCUCCGACGACCUGACCUUCCCCCUCGAGAUCCCGCCGGCCAAAAUUAGGUUCACCAAGCUCUUCAUCGGUGGCGAAUUCGUCGACUCUGUUUCAGGGAAAACGUUCGAGACGAUUGACCCGAGAACCGGGGAGGCGAUAGCAAGCGUGUCGGAAGGAGAUAAAGAGGACAUCGAUUUGGCCGUCGGAGCUGCCCGCCGUGCUUUCGACCACGGGCCUUGGCCCCGCUUGCCCGGCGCUGCAAGGGCAAAGAUAAUGCACAAAUUUGCGGACCUGAUCGACCAACACAUCGAGGAGCUGGCGACCCUCGACACCCUGAACGCCGGCAAGCUGUUCAGCUGGGGCAAAGCGGUCGACAUCCCUUCCGUGGCCAACACCCUCCGCUACUUCGCCGGCGCCGCCGACAAGAUCCACGGCCAGGUCCUGAAGAUGUCGCGGGAGCUUCACGCCUACACACUCCUCGAGCCCAUCGGCGUGGUGGGGCUCAUCAUCCCGUGGAACUUCCCCAGCACCAUGUUCUUCGUGAAGGUCAGCCCCGCCUUGGCCGCCGGCUGCACCAUGGUCGUCAAGCCCGCCGAGCAGACCCCUCUCUCCGCCCUCUUCUACGCUCAUCUCGCCAAAGAGGCGGGAAUUCCUGAUGGAGUGAUCAACGUGGUGAACGGAUUUGGUCCCACCGCCGGCGCCGCACUUACUUCCCAUAUGAACGUCGACAAGGUGAGUUUUACAGGGUCAACUGAAGUGGGCCGGAAGGUGAUGCAGGCAGCAGCGGCCAGCAAUCUGAAAACGGUAUCGCUCGAACUGGGCGGGAAAUCUCCCCUCCUGAUCUUCGACGACGCCGACAUCGAUCAGGCCGCCGAUCUCGCCCUCUUGGGGGUCAUGCACAACAAGGGUGAAGUCUGCGUCGCGGGCUCGCGAGUGCUUGUACAGGAAGCGAUCUACGAUGAGUUCGUGAAGACAUUGGUUGAGAAAGCCAAAGAAUGGGUUGUUGGGGAUCCUUUCCACCCAAAUUCUCGUGUUGGUCCGCAGGUUGAUAAGAAGCAGUACGAGAAGGUGAUGUCUUACAUUGAGCACGGCAAGAGAGAAGGAGCGACCUUGCUCACCGGCGGGAAACCCGCGGCCAAGAAGGGAUACUACAUUGAGCCCACCGUCUUCACAGAUGUCACGGAUGAUAUGAUGAUAGUGAAGGACGAAAUCUUUGGCCCUGUCAUGGUGCUAAUGAAGUUCAAAACCAUGGAAGAUGGGAUAAGAGCUGCAAACAACACGAGGUACGGGCUGGCGGCAGGGAUCGUGACGAAGAGCUUGGAUACAGCGAACACGGUGUCGAGAUCGAUCAGGGCGGGAGUGAUAUGGAUCAACUGCUACUUCGCAUUCGACAACGACUGCCCUUUCGGAGGGUACAAAUCGAGCGGGUUCGGGAGGGAUGAAGGGAUGGUGGGUCUUCAGAAGUACCUCCAGGUUAAAUCUGUGGUCACUCCACUUUACAACUCUCCUUGGCAAUGA